UUCACAUGUCAAGCUUUUUUUUUACAUUUUUUUAAAUAAUUUAUACACAAUGUAAAGUCUGUUACUACUUUCAUCAUCAGCCGAUUCUCAUAAUUAACCUCGACACAUAAAACCUGGAUCACCUGUCUGCUGCUAAAAUUACAAUAUAUUGUCCCCUCAGGUAUGUGGGGGCCUGUCGGGUGACGUGCAGGGGGAGGAGAGUGAACCUCGCAGGGGCUGUCAGAGCACAGGAGCCGCGGGCAGCAGAGGUGAGCAAGAUGAAGACGGCUGUGGUACUCUUCCUCUGCCUGGUCCUGUUGACCAUCUACACAGAUGGCAAUCCUAUCAUCGACGAGAGCUUUGCUAAGCAACUUCUCCGCAGCAAGAGGCAGGAUCGUCCAGCAAAGGCUGGCUACCCUGAUGAGCCAAUGAGGGAGCAUCUUCUCCAAAUGCAGACUCUGGACCAGAGGGCCCAGGAGACCAACCUGGAGCACUGGAUGAACCCUCACUGCCCCCCGCGCUGUGACAGGAACUAUGGCUACCCCGUCUAAUGACAACCAAGAUGACCACAGUGCUGACAACAUUUACCCAACAGUGACAACUGACAUGUUAUGAUGAAAAUGAGGCGAGCCAGGAGACUUGUUAAAGGCUGUUACUCCCUCUCGCUCUGUUUCUCUCUCUCUCUGAAAACUCAAGGCCAUAACUGAAGACUGGUGAACCAAUGGCCAUGCAUAUUAGCUCAUUACAGCUAUUAAGAGUAGCCUUGACGCCAUUGCAUUAUAAAAUCAUGA
This is a messenger RNA of Myripristis murdjan (pinecone soldierfish), 770 nucleotides long. RefSeq names its product chromosome 1 C17orf67 homolog (gene c1h17orf67). The record is from RefSeq and is a predicted model, not a curated record. Lineage: Eukaryota; Metazoa; Chordata; Actinopteri; Holocentriformes; Holocentridae. The transcript has 5 exons. Bases 258 to 530 code for a protein of 90 amino acids.